Molecule: messenger RNA, 4409 nt
Organism: Alosa alosa (allis shad)
Lineage: Eukaryota; Metazoa; Chordata; Actinopteri; Clupeiformes; Clupeidae
Product: inositol 1,4,5-trisphosphate receptor type 2-like
Exons: 19
Coding region: 50-2974 (974 amino acids)
Biological process (GO): calcium ion transport; transmembrane transport
Cellular component (GO): membrane
Molecular function (GO): monoatomic ion channel activity
Source: RefSeq, a predicted model, not a curated record
ACAUAUACUGGAUGGUAAGGGAUGUGCAAGGAUUGCUAGCAGGUGUCCUAUGUCCACAGUGGGCUCUCCAGGCCAAGAUCACGACAGGCCGGGCUUCAACGUACAGGACACCCAGUGCCUGCUGGACAAGGUGGGCGCCUCAGAGCUGGUCAUCGACCUCAUUGUCAGCACCAAGAAUGACCGUGUGUUCCAGGAGAGCGUCCUACUGGGCAUCUCACUACUCCGAGGAGGCAACACAGAGAUACAGGAUUCCUUCUACAACCAGCUGUACAAGCAGAAAAAGUCUGAGCGCUUCUUCAAGGUGUUCUACGACCGCAUGCGGCUGGCCCAGCAGGAGAUCCGCGCCACCGUGUCGGUCAACACCUUCGAGCUGAGCAGCAGGAAGAGGGACGAUGACGCAGAGGGCUCAGAGAUCAGGCACAAGAAGCAGGGGAGCGACUCUCUCCAUCUGAAGGAGGACAUGCGGGGGCAGCUCAAAGAGGCCUCCUCGGCCACCUCCAAGGCCUACAGCACCAUCCGUAAGGAGCUGGACUCGGAGCUGGAGAUGGUGGGCUCGAGCGGGGACGCCUCGGACCUGGAGGAGGAGAUAGAGGAGACGCAGAUGAGCGCGCCCAUCACCAUCAUGAAGCCCAUUCUGCGCUUCCUCCAGCUGCUCUGUGAGAACCACAACAGGAACCUGCAGAACUUCCUGCGCAACCAAAACAACAAGACCAACUACAACCUGGUGUGUGAGACACUGCAGUUCCUGGACUGCAUCUGCGGCAGCACCACCGGCGGCCUGGGCCUGCUGGGCCUCUACAUCAACCAGAGGAACGUGGACCUGGUCAUCCAGACGCUAGAGACCAUCACCGAGUACUGCCAAGGGCCCUGCCACGAGAACCAGACCUGCAUAGCCAAGCAUGAGUCCAACGGCAUUGACAUCAUCAUUGCACUUAUCGUCAAUCCCAUCAACCCCCUGGGCAAGCACAGGCUGGACCUGGUGCUGCAGCUGAAGAACAACGCGUCCAAACUGCUCCUGGCCAUCAUGGAGAGUCGCCAUGACAGCGAGAACGCUCAGGAGAUCCUGGACAAGAUGAGACCCAACGAGCUGGUGGACGUGAUGAAGGAGGCCUAUCAGCAGGGGGUGGACAGUGAUGAUGAGGAGGAGCUGAGCGGAGACGGGAUCAGGUCCAAAGACGUCGGACACAACAUCUAUAUCCUGGCACAUCAGUUGGCACGGCACGACAGGAUUCUGCAGCAGAGCCUAAAGCCAGGAGUGGAGAUUGAGGGUGAAUGCAGUGAUGCCCUGUCGUACUAUAAAAAGCACACCGCCCAGAUAGAGAUUGUGCGCCACGACCGCACCAUGGAGAAGAUCGUGUUCCCCGUUCCCAGCAUCUGUGAGUACCUGACGGAGGAGUCCAAGAUGCGCGUGUUCACCUCCACCGAGCGCGAUGACCAGGGCAGCAAGGUCAACGACUUUUUCCAGCAGUUUGAAGACCUCUACAACGAGAUGAGCUGGCAGAAGAAAAUCCGCAAUAACGGGCCUCUGUUCUGGUUCUCACGGCACAUCUCUCUGUGGGGCAGCAUCUCUUUUAACCUGGCCGUGCUGGUCAACCUGGUCGUGGCGCUCUUCUAUCCUUUCGGAGACGAAGAUGAGAAAGGAGAGGAUGUCCUGUCCUCCUUCUGGUCCCUCCUGCUGUGGCUGGCAAUGGCCAUGAGUACAGUCAUGCUCUUCCUGCUGCCCAGGCCGGGCAACAUCCGUGCCUUCCUCUUGUGUGGCAUCAUGCGCUCCAUCUACACGCUGGGCCUGGGGCCCACGCUGCUGCUGCUGGGCGCUGCCAACCUGCUGAAUAAGAUCGUGUUUCUGGUGAGCUUUAUUGGCAACCGGGGAACUUUUACACGCGGAUACAAAGCUGUGGUGCUGGAUGUGGCCUUCCUGUAUCACAUGACCUACGUAGUGGUCUGCAUGCUGGGCCUGUUGGUGCACGAGUUCUUCUACAGUUUCCUGCUCUUUGACCUGGUGUACAGGGAGGAGACGCUGCUGAACGUGAUCAAGAGUGUAACGCGGAACGGGCGCUCCAUCAUCCUGACGGCCGUGCUGGCCCUUAUCCUGGUUUACCUCUUCUCCAUCGUGGGCUUCCUCUUCUUCAAGGACGACUUCCGCAUCUCCGUGGAGCCCCUCAAACCGCUAGCUCACCUUCUACAGAAAGAAACAGCCGUGCUAGAUGUUGAUACGUGUUCAAAGGACAGCUGCCCCGGAUCAGGAUCUGCAGGAUCUGCAAUGAUGUCGUCGGAUGAGGAAGGCGAUGAGACCGAGCAAAUGUGUGAUACGCUGAUCCGCUGCAUCAUGACGGUCCUCAACCACGGCCUGCGCAACGGGGGUGGCAUCGGAGACAUCCUGCGGAAGCCCUCGAAAGAAGAGGCUCUGUUUGUGGCGCGUGUGAUCUACGACCUACUCUUCUUCUUCAUCGUCAUCAUCAUUGUUCUGAACCUCAUCUUCGGUGUGAUCAUCGACACCUUCGCCGACCUGAGGAGCGAGAAGCAACGCAAGGAGGAGAUCCUGAAGACCACCUGCUUCAUCUGUGGGCUGGAGCGGGACAAGUUCGACAACAAGACGGUGUCGUUCGAGGAGCACAGCUCGGCGGAGCACAACAUGUGGCACUACCUGUACUUCCUGGUGCUGGUGCGCGUCAAGGACCCCACUGAGUACACAGGGCCUGAGAGCUACGUGGCCCAGAUGAUCAAGAAGAAGAACCUGGACUGGUUCCCACGCAUGCGCGCCAUGUCCCUGGUGAGCGGCGAGGGGGAGAGCGAGCAGAACGAGAUGCGCUCCCUGCAGGACAAGCUGGACCUCACCAUGGACCUGGUCACCCAGCUCUCUGGCCAGCUGUCCGAGCUCAAGGAGCAGAUGACCGAGCAGAGGAAGAACAAGCAGAGGAUGGGCUUCCUCGGGCCGCCGCAGUUGAACCAUCAUGUCAUCGCUCCAGCGCACUGAAGGCCAACACACACACACACACACACACACACACACACACACACACACAAAAAUACACUCUACAAUUUCACUGGUAUGAGGGAAAAUACUCACAGUUUAACACAAUUCCAAUGGAUGCAAAAGGGCCAACGACACACAAAACACGCACACUCACACACUUGCUCAUUAACAGACUAAGACAAACAAACCCAGGUGAGCUAGGCUAGGCACUGGGAGCCUCCGAGCCCUGCUGUUGAACGCUCCGGUCCCAGUGUGGUGUGUGCGGCGCUGCACAUCAGGCUCUGUGUGGUGUGCUCCACCUGAAGUGACACACACACUCCCCUCCAUACUGAAGGAGAUGAGAUGAGGUUUACACAGCAGAUAGUACAGGCCUCAGACCUGCCCUCGUGCCUAAUCUAUGGGCCAACGGGCAGAGUGCAGGGGUCAUGGACUUUAUUAAUGGGGCCACUGGAACUAGCAGUCUCACAUUCUUAGUGCUCCAAGGAAAGAGUAUUUAAAAAAGGUUGUAGUAUUACUUUUUUAAUGGUGUAUGUCAUGUAUGUGUGUGAUAGAGUUGUCUGUAUUUGUGUAUACAUGUAUGUAAUUAUGGGUUUGUGUGUCUAAACAAAGUGCCAUUUUAAUACAGUCAAAUCACAAGGGACAAACUGGAGUGGUCCAGGUGCAUUAUGGGUGGCAUGUGCCUGUCGCUCAGGAGGGCCUUCCGUGUGCAUCAGACUACGCUCUUCCCUCCCUCCCUCCCUGAGCAGAAGAAUGCUGACUAGAGACUGCCAUUUCUGGAUCUGCGGGAGGGAAGCAGAAAGCUCUGGAAAACCGCAUCAUCUCUCUGGCAGAGCGGAGCUGCCCACUAGUGCCUCGCCUUAUGCCAGCGUGUUUGGUUGUCCCACAUUCGCGCUCAGCUCAUUUCUCAUCUCAAGUUUUAUCUCAUUUGUCUUUUGCGCCGGUGUGCCUCUUAAGCAACAUGGGCUGCAUCUUGUGCCUUCCUAACAAAGCUGUAUAUAAAAUAGAUGAAAAGAUAUAUUGAGUAUAUUGUAUUAAGUAUAUUGAGAAAAUUAGGUUUAUUUCUGUGGAAUGUACUUGAAAAAUUGUGUUUUAUGUCUCAUGUCGGUACAUAGGGGGGGGGUUAUCCAGGACCACUGAACUGCAUAGUGUGAUCUCAUCAUUAUGUCCACUUACAGUACUUAAACCUUACGGCGAAUUCUAAUCUUGCUUGUCUGUGUGACUGAUGUUAGCACCCAAAGGGAAAAUCCUGCCAGUGACCACUAAAUGCACAACAAGAGUGUUCAGUAAAAAAAUGUGUUAUGAUAAGUUUGCACAAUGGAACUAGAGGAGUAUGCACUUCAGAUGAAAUGGUCCUUGUAAUGUUUAAUGAGAAGAGAAUGCAGGCUGUGUUUUAUGUGGUCAGAUCUACUGUAAUAAAGCUGUGAUAAAGAGAGGA